AUGGUCCAAAAUAUCGGGGAGCUGGUGACAAAGGUUCUUCCCCAUUCUUUUGAGACUCCUUUUGGUGGAGAGGGUACCCGGGAGAGAAUCCAGGACAUCAUGAAGUACAACCGUAAAAUUUUGGAAGAGAUGGGCCGAGAACCAACCUUCCCCCCCCCCGCAAAGGAUGGCAAGUGCUCUGAAGCCCGCAAGAAGAUGAUCAAAAGCAUGAAGAAAAAUUUUGGAUUGCAGCCAUAUGGGGAGUUGGAGGCUUACAGUACCACUAUCUUGCCCAAGGAAGUAGGUAAACUGUUGAACUCGCGCGAGAAGGAAAGCCUGGAUCUUCAGUGGGCCGUCCUUCAGGCCACUUGGCUUCAACUAGAACCCUGA
Cladocopium goreaui is the source of this 369-nucleotide messenger RNA. The record is from the annotation of a GenBank genome assembly. Lineage: Eukaryota; Dinophyceae; Suessiales; Symbiodiniaceae.